This is a messenger RNA of Phytophthora sojae, 1242 nucleotides long. RefSeq lists its product as hypothetical. Bases 1 to 1242 code for a protein of 413 amino acids. Gene Ontology annotation, molecular function: monoatomic cation transmembrane transporter activity. The record is from RefSeq and is a predicted model, not a curated record. The transcript is spliced from 11 exons. Gene Ontology annotation, biological process: monoatomic cation transport; transmembrane transport. Gene Ontology annotation, cellular component: membrane. NCBI's taxonomy places the organism in Eukaryota, Oomycota, Peronosporomycetes, Peronosporales, Peronosporaceae.
AUGAAGAUCACGCGCGUGGGGAUGUAUGUGAACGUGGCGAUGGCUGCCACCAAGGGCGCGGUCGGCGUGGCGAUUCAUUCCAGUGCUCUGGUUGCCGACGCAGCGCACUCGCUGUCGGACUUGCUGUCCGAUGUGGUGACGCUCUGGAGCGUCAAGGUGGCGCGGCUUCCGCCUGAUCCGAAGCACCCCUACGGAUACGGCAAGUAUGAGGCGGUCGGGUCGCUGUCGGUUGGAGCCAUUCUGGUGCUCUGCGGUAUUGGGAUCGGCGCGGACGGACUCCAGGUCAUGCAGGAGAUUUGGAACGGUGCUGCAGCCACGCAGCUACCAGAGUUCGACUUGCCGUUCCUUUCAGAGCUUGAUCGCGGCACGCAGUGGGCACUUGCAGCGGGAGCUGCUGGUGUGUCGAUUGCGGCGAAGGAGGCAUUGUACCAUGCAACGGUAAAGAUUGGCAAGCAGGCGAACAGCAAGGUCUUGAUCGCGAACGCAUGGCACCACCGCACCGACGCGAUUUCUUCCGUCGUGGCACUGGGUGGCAUUGUGGGAUCGAUGUUUGGGGUGCCUCUCCUGGAUCCAGUUGCUGGUAUGGCAGUUGCUGCCAUGAUCGUGAAGACUGGUGGCGAAAUUUGCCUAGACAGGUGCGCCCUCGUGCAAGAGCUAACGGACAAUACGGUCGAGGCAGAAGUUCUUGAAACACUGAAAGAAGUGUCUGGCAGUGUUGACGACGUACUAAACGUAUCUCAAGUUCGCGCUCGCCGAAUGGGCCCGUAUACACUGGUGGACUUGCGUGUUCAUCUGGAUGCUCGGACAAGUAUUUCAAUGGCGCAACAGAUCGCAGAGCGUGUGCGAUCCCACAUUUUGCAGGAAGUUCCCGACGUAUCCGAGGUGCUGGUUCACAUCGACGUUCAAUUUGCUUGCAAGAAGGAUUUCCGUCCAUACAGGGAGAUCAAGAACGACAUCAGCUACGCGCUAGCCACCAUCCCGGAGAUCACUGGGACAACGCACAUCAACACGCAUUGGCUCCCACACUUGACCGGCCAGGGAACUGCUGUCGACGUCACGAUCGUCGUGCAGCCAGACCUGAAGGUUGGUGCAGCCCACGCUGUCGCAAAGAAGGCCAGGAAGUACGUAGGCCUCCGUCGCUUGCGCCUGCUCUUAUCUAUCGAAGCCAUUCCGUACAUUGUCGAGGCCGACAUCCACCUGGAGCUGCAGGACGACGACUCAGACCCGAUCCACGCAGCGUAA